This is a messenger RNA of Platichthys flesus (European flounder), 5683 nucleotides long. It is a transcript of the gene lrmp, whose product is annotated as lymphoid-restricted membrane protein. NCBI's taxonomy places the organism in Eukaryota, Metazoa, Chordata, Actinopteri, Pleuronectiformes, Pleuronectidae. The transcript is spliced from 39 exons. The coding region runs from base 160 to 4743 and encodes 1527 amino acids. Gene Ontology annotation, cellular component: endoplasmic reticulum membrane. The record is from RefSeq and is a predicted model, not a curated record.
CGCGUGGGUCCAAACAUUUGGUCGCGGACAUUUGUUCGUACAAGACACAACUACACAUACAUGCUGUUUGCAGACAGAGGAGGUUUGAGACAGUGACACAGGAGACUUCAGUCUCUCCUCCCGUCAGGAAGCCAGCCUUGCAGCCCUGCCCUCAGCAGCAUGGACUAUUACACGCCGCAGCCAAGUCGACGACACAACCCAGUGGACAGCAUCUGCCGCAAGCUGCAGACCAUUCAGUGGCGUGGUGACCGAGAGCCCAAUACACCCUUCCAGAUUCCCAAGCUCUCCUCGAGCAGCUACGACAGCCCCCAGUCUGGCCUCAGGCACAACCUGGAAGCCAUCCUGAAGAAGAGCGCCCUCUACAGAGACGAGGGGGAGAGGGGGAAGGAGAAGGUAAAGGAGAAAGUAAAGGAGCAGGGGAGUGGGAUGCCGAUCUCUGCAUCUUCCCAGAAUAGCAGCAUGGGUCCCGCUGUCCCUCUGUCAACACCUUCCACCCCUGCAGUCAACCCACCAGCACCGGCUAACAUCACGUACACUAUCACCAGCACUCUGGGAGAGAGGCGAGGAGCCGAUGGGAGCAGUUUAAGACAAGUUAAGACGUGGGAGAAGCAUUGUUCAACGCCCACAGGCCAACCCAAGGAAUCCCCUUACUUCACUUUCACACGAGGACCUCGGCCCGUGCAGCCGGAGAGCGAGAGGCCGAGCAGCAGCAGCAGCCCGCCUCUGUCUCGCACCUUCAGGCCGAGUCUCGACACCCUCUCCUACAACCUCAACUUCUGCUCUGCGGAGACGACGGACUCCCCAGAGCUGUCCUACCCGGCUCUGGUGGUGAAACGACUGUCCAUGGGAGAUGGAGUGGCCUCUGAGAACUACAGGAAGGAGAAUAUGGCAGAAAUCAGCCUCAUCUGCGAGGAGAAUCUGCUUGAUACCAUCUUCCAUGCUUGUGACACGCAGCGUCGAGGUAAAGUGUUCGUGUCCCACAUUGUGGACUACCUGCGGCACACCACCAGCCGAAGCUCACAAGACAGCGGCCUGGAGGAGCUCUGCAACAUGCUGGAUCCGGAACAGAAAGACGUCUCCAUUGACCUGGACACCUACCAUGCGGUCAUGAAGGAGUGGAUCGACGACUGCAGGAACAACGGGGAAGAACCGAUAAACAACCUCACUCAAGACUCGGUCAAAGUCAUCGACAGCCUGUCUGCCAAGAGGUCAGUGCUGCUCAAUAUGACCUCAGGAAGCUUGGAGGCCUUCGGAGGGGAUGCAUCCAGAGUAGACUUUGAAACGUCAGACCUGGUGUAUUGCGUCGCUGACCUCCAGAUGUGCAACCAAAAGCUCCAGGAGGAGGUGAGGAAGCUGAAGCUGGUGGCGGAGAGCAUGGAGGAAACCAACCAGAAGCUGGCGGAGGAGAACGAGCAGCUACGCAACCAGGCCAGGGUUAGCCAGCUGCUCGCCCAGAAGGAGAAACUGUUGAAUGAGGAGGUGGAGGAGAUGAAGGCGACUCUGAGCUGUACAGAGGAGGGCAGAGCUCGCGCCUCCGCACACAGCAAACAUGUGGAGAGAGAAAACCAGAGUCUGAUUGUCAAGAUUGCUUCUCUUCAGGAGGAGAACUUCAAGGUCACCAUGGAGACAGACGAGCUCCAGAGGAGGAUAGCCGAGCUGUGUAACAUCAACGCUGACCUUCAGGUGCAAAUCCACUCUUUUGAUACCGUCGUUGGCGAGAAGGAGGCUCUGAUACAUGAGAGAAGCAAACAGAUAGAAGAGCUGAGGGCCGCAGUGGAGGAAUACUCCUCCAUCACACAGCUGCUGAGGGCCAACAAGAACAAGCUGGAGAGCCAGGUUCAGAUGAUGCAUCCCGACCUCGCUGGGGCCAGCCUGUCCCUGUCCGUGGCCUACAGGUUGAACCAGAGCAGCUCAGGAUCCCUACAGACGGAACUGGCUCUGGCUCAGUCGCCACUGGAGGCUCCUCAUGGCGCUGACUAUUUGUCCACGACUAUGACCGUGGCGUCUUCUCUGGAUGAGACGCUGGACAGAGAGGUGUUUCUGAUGCUGCAGGGGCCCAGUCCCGAACAAAUGGCGCUCGAGUUCAAGACACUACUGGACAAACUGAAAAGGGAUUUCAGGGAAGAAUUGGACUCGGUCUUAUCUACGGUUAGAGGCUUGUUGGACGACCACACGCAGCCAAAGGGCAACACGGAGACUGGUCUGCAGACGGUGCAGGCCGAGCUGGAUGCGAGGAGGGCGGACUGGGCCCUCAGCCUGGACCAGCUGGCCCAGUACACAGACUCCCUGGAGAAGGAGCUGAUCAAAAUGGCCAGUAACAUGAGGAGGUCCCGCACUGAGCUCCUCCACCUCUCAGUCAGGGUGCAGGAGCAGGAGAACCAGAAGCGGCAGCUGUGUGAGGAGCUGGAUCAGCUGAAGACGCCUCAGGACAGCAGAGAGGCCUCAUGCCAGACGCCUGUACCAGAGGAAGAGCCUGGAGAUGGAGACCUGGACUGGGACGAGGAGUUCGCCCUUCAAGACUUUUUAAAGAACGAGCUGGCGGAGAAGAACUGCCGGACACAGGAUGGGCAAGCAGAUGGCAGGCCUGAGGAUACAGGGGAUAGAGUGACGGACAGGGGUGAAGAGGAGGAAGGGGACGAGAGGUGGAUGGUGGUGGACACAGUGGUGGAGGGAGAGGUCAGGGACUCGUCGACUCCUCUGUCCUUCCUCUCUGGGGAGACCCGGCCAGGGCACAGCAUGAAGGAGAGCCAAGACACUGCAGCCUGCGCCGAGUCAGAGCCGGAGGUGAACUCUCAAUCUUUGCAGGAAGAGGCAGCAGUGCUAUUAGGCGCCCACUCACAAGCUGUCAGCAUCAGACACCCGGAGGCGGAUGCUCUCCCUGCUCCGUCCCACACGGAGAACAAUGCAGACGUCUCUGAAUCUGCCGAGUGUCCCUCCGAAAACGUGAGCAGCUCCCCUGAACAGGAUCAAACUGUCACACCUGGUCAGACCCCUCCCAGAGCAGCGGAGAUGGUUUCCCCCUACAACACGUCGCCUGGACCAGAGACCGUAACCGCUAAUGAGAGCAGCCAGCCGACCCGUGAGGACCAGGAGAAGAAAGGCGAGGCGGACUCGAGCACCGGAGGCGACAUGAGCUUCGUUCGGAGCCUGAGCCAGGAUCAGCUGACAGACAGAUCGACAGCCGAGGACAGCACAAGCCUACUACCUGUGUUGGUGGAGGAGGAGGAGAGUGUGCCAGAGAGUACAGCCGAGGCUUCACCAGUAGCGGUCAGCAUGGAAGGGACGGACCGGCUCGACUGCACCAACUCAUCCAACAGCAGCUCUCCUCAGUCAGGAGCGGCCCUAACACACGCCACCCAAUCGGGGAGCGGCACGGGCAGCGUGACCUCUGACCUAAGCCAAUCGGAGGACAACGCAGCCAUAAAGGAAUCUGGCAAAAAAAAGAGGGAACUGGAGGUGUCGCGCAGCAUGGAGGCCAUCGAGGAGCAGAAGGUUCUGGAGGACCACAGUGACACCGGCAUGACCGAUGGGAAGAAAAAUGAAAUAUCGCUGACCUCUGACGCCUUGAAAGACGGCAGGAUCAGCCUGUCACCCAAUGACAAAGAGAUUGAGGCGGAGUUCCAGCGUCUGGCGUUGGGCUUCAAGUGCGACAUGUUCACGAUGGAGAAGAGACUCCGGCUGGAGGAGCGCUCACGUGACCUGGCUGAGGAGAACGUCCGCAGAGAGGUGUCCAGCUGCCAGGGGUUACUGCAGGCUUUGACUCCUCUGUGCGAGGAUGACACCCAGUCCAUGGAGAUCAUCCAGAGACUCAAGAAGAACCUGGACAUCCUCAUCCAGUCCAUGACCAGGGUGUCCAGUCGCUCGGAGAUGCUCGGAGCUAUUCACCAGGAGAGUCGUAUUGGAAAGGCCGUGGAGGUGAUGAUCCAGCACGUGGAGAACCUGAGGAGGAUGUACACGAAGGAGCACGCCGAGCUAUUGGAGCUGAGAGAGGCGCUCAUGCAGAACGAGAGGUCGUUCGGAUCACAAACGGAAAGAGACGAUUUCCGUGGCAAGGGUAAGGCGACAUCACAGUACUACAAGCCAUCAACACGCCGGGUCAGCAUAGCAGCGAUGCCUCGCACCGGUGGAAGCAACAUGCACUUUGACAUGUCCAAAACACAAGACGGUUCAGAGGCUGAGACGGAGAGGCUGACCAGGAGAUCCAUGUGGAAUGUGGCAGGGAAGAGCACGGCGCGCCCCCCACUAAAGCGCUUUGUUAGCUCUGCGGCCUGGGUUGACACUGAAGAGCCCGCUCUCAUGAUGAAGGGGACGGCCUGCGACAACACCGACUGGCAGUCGGAGGACGAGCAGCAGCAGCAGAAGGAGGAGCCUGUGGCAGAGAGGAGGAGGUCCAGCCUCAGUGAGCUGGGCAACAUAAUCACCUCCUUCAUUCUGCCCAACAAGACUCCGAGCCCUCCCUCCAGCCCAACGUCCACAGACCCAGGAGUGACCCAGUCCCUGUCCCACAGCCUGACCUCUUCCCGGGAAGCCGCGGCAGCAGCUGUAGCCAGAGGUGGCAGGGGGCUCUGGCUCUGGUUGGCCUUAUUGUUGGUUCUGGCAGGUCUCCUGGCACUGCUGGCCAGUCUGGUGAUGCAGCCGGUGGUAGACGCUGCCCCCGUGGGGACCGGAGACUCCUGGAUGACCAUCCAGCAGCUGCUGUGGCCCUACGCAGGGCUCCGGCACAACGGGCAGCCCCCCGUCUAGCCCCCGAGACCCGAGCUGGAUGGUGCUAUAUCGCCCAUUAGCCUUCAGCAGAGAUUUGCCUGGGCACUGGUGGGCGGUGAAGAAGAAAGGACAGUGCACCACUCCUGAGCCGAGGCCUCCUGGAUGUUUAUCGGUGCCUGGCAUUUUCUAAAACCAAGACUCUUUUUAUUUUGACUGCACUGGCUAGCCCUCAGGGGAAAGUUAACCCUGUGGAGGAUUUUAUACGUCACAUCACGUUUGCUAAACUAGUUAGUCUGUGUGUGUGAAUGUGUGUGUCCGUGUUUUGAGAGAGGGAGCAGAUACACGUGGUGUCUUGAACCGCGAGCUCCUUAAUAUCUCAAACACAUCAUGAUGCAGUUUAACUAUGAGUGCUGCUGGCAACAGUGGACCCAACACUUAAAUCCAAUCAGGCUUGAUCCGUCAUCAGAGCCGACGCAACACUGACCAAUCACGUCACAGCUUAAUCAGAACCUUAGCACUGAUGCAUUAAGUCACAGAAAGGGCAGCAGUGCAGUUUUCCAUUGACAAACAUCAUGGACGAUGGCUUACAUUGUGCCAGUUGGCUUUUUUAAAACACAUUUCAUGCACUUGACAGCACAUAAGUCUGCCAGCCUUUUUAAAUUAAACAUAUUUCAUUCCUUUCAUUUGUAUUCUUUUAAGUCUACAGACACUGGUAAUAAAACUUGUAAGUGUUUUUUUUAUGUGUUUUUGAAAUCUAUAUUUAUGAGUUUGUUAGUUCUGAGUGGGGAAAUGUGAAUAUGUUUUAUUUUUUGUUAAGUUAUGAUUCUGCUUUGUCCUUAACACCAAAGGUUUUGUUUUUUUUAUUUCCUCUUACGUUCUUGCUGUGGUGGUCACCGUUUUCAACUUCGUACACUUUUGUAUGGUCCAAAGAAGAUGCGUGAAACUUUGCACAAAUAAAGUAGCCAAUUCUACAAUUGCU